AUGUAUUCGGAAUGGAGCGAGAUCCAGGUAGCCGAGGAGGCUCGACAGAGGUCCUCUUCCGUUCUGGCGAAGUUCCCAAGUGCCUCCAGCGGGGCUGUGGUCGAGGCCGUAGUCCAGUCUCUGGCGCAUUCCCUUGGUCUGAGUUCGGGCACUCCCGAAGUCAGCAACCUCCACACUGAUGUCGAAGUCAACUGGUGUAUGGAGGUGAUGUGUCACGGUCUCAACCUUUCCUUGAAGGAGAAGGAGCAUGAAGCAAUCAAAAACUGUGUUCAUGUAUAUUGUGAAUGGCUCGUUGCGCUCAUACCCGACGAAGCAAAGAUUUGUGUGCCUCGACCCGUCAUCUUGGGAGCGAACCAGUAUUCACGGAGGAUCCUCUGGCAUCUCUACAAUCUAUUCUCGCCGAGGACCCAGGAGCAGGUGACGUCGGAUGUCGCGUCCCGUCAAGCGCUCCUCUGCCAUCGGGUGCUUCGAAGGGUGCAAUUCAUAGCCACGAAAAGUCCGAUCCUAGAGCAGGAAACCUGGCAGGAAAUCCUUUCAUUCCUCCUUGCGAUCAACGAUGUUAUGCUUUCGGAUCGACAGUGUAAAGACGCGGACACCGAGGCGCAUUUGUGCGAACGUCUCCUGGGUGUCUUGUUUCAAGUGUGGUUGAUGGCCUGCCAUCGAUCAAGCUUCCCGUCCCCGUCAUUCUGGAAAACGCUACAAGGCCUUUGUCUACGUUGGAGACAUCGACAGAUUCUGAUCGACCAAUGGCGAAAGAUCCAACUGAUCAUGACCGGCAAACUAUGCCGUGAAAUCCUCGACAGUGAAUACCCUCAAGUCAAAAUCGAGGAUGGUGACAAGGAAUAUCCGUUGGUGCCGACCGAUAUGAGCGGCGAGCGUCUUGGACAAUCUUGGUAUCGCAUGUUGCACACUCUCGGGGAUCUCUCCCAGCUGGCGAAGGACCAGGGUUCCGUGAACGGCACCUUGACGCACCUGAGUCAGGAGCUCCACGAGAACGAAGCACAGAUUUUCUACCGGACGAUGGCUUCGAUAUCGUCCUACGUCGACGUGUGGCUGGGACGGUAUUCGGAAGAGAACGCGUACAGAUUACUUCUCCCAGCGAGCCAGAGCGCCAACUCGUCGAUGUCGUCGUCGACGAAUCUCUCAGCCGGACCUCCCACCCCACCUACGCUACGGAAGAACAAACAGAAAGCUGGUCAGAAACUCCACAUUCCACAACUCAUCCAACACAAGACUCCCUCGACCGUUUCUCCCGUCGUCACUCCGACCGGAGCCGUCCAGACCCCCACCUUUCCCGUUGAAAAACCCACCGAACGCUUCAAUACGGGAUUGAACGUCACCCGACGUCUGACUCUUCACCCGAAACGGCCAACCGUGAACUCGCUCCUGCAUCUCUACGGUCAUUGGCUUUUCGAGUCGUCGUACGUCCAGGCGUCGGACGGCGAGAGCUCGUUUCUCGACUCGGAGACCGAGUCCAUUCAAAGUCAGUCGAGUCAACACGAUCCCUCUGCGAAAUCGUUCUCGGACAGCGACUCGAUGUCGGACUCCCAUCUGGGUCUGUCGCCGAGCUGGUCGUUCGAAUGGGGACAAGCCGAGGCCUUAGGAACAUUGUGUAAAAUUUUCAGCUCAAAAGCUUCCGACGAAGGGCUGCUGAGCGUGUAUUUAGCUAGAUUCUUCAUAGCGUUGAAACACGCACUGAGUUCGCAGCUGCCCCAAGAAGCCCCGAGUAUUGUGACGUGCAGCGUGGUGGCGCAUUCAGCGGAUCUCUUCAAGUGCGAUCUAGAGAGCGCGGCUCUCCUGGUGCCGAGUUUCGUCAGCGCCAUCGAGAACGUCCUCAUGCCGCCCCAAGUUCGCUCAAGUUCUGCACACCUGCCCACGAGUCCAGUCCCUGAGAACCUUCUGCACAAUUCCGCCAUUUCUAUUCUUCAGAGUUUGCUACCGUUGACUGUGCAUAGCAGCUCGCUACAAAUUCGCGAUCAAAACAACAGACUUGUGUCGUUAUCUUGUUUCCGAGCUCGACUCCUCCGCCUCCUUGUGAAUUCGCUGACCCACGAGCUGGACUCGUUGAAUACGCAAACCCUUCUACAUAGCCUCAUGUGUGCCGUUCUCGAUCAGGUCGAAUACGACAGCAGCAUAGCCGCCAACCCGCCACCAGGCAGCAUCAAGGACGACGCCGUAUUCCAGGACAACCAUCUUCUUUUCGUAGCCAUUAAAUCCGUCUGUCAAAAUCUGACGUCUUCUUGGAAAAACGACACCUCGAUCGUUCUCACUGCGCUCGAGGUGCUAACGGUUUUCGCGAGACUGCACAUCACGGAUUUCGCAAACCACAAUUAUCGCGAGUAUCGGCAGUGCGUGGGUUGGCUUUGCGAUCUGAUUGUGUGGCAGAGCCAUCGACCUGCCAAAGAUCAUUCUAAGGAACUGCAUUCUACGAUCGUCGCCGCAUUCGGCUGUCUCACCGUCUGGCUGGCCGAACACGCGGGACUCUUCUGCGAUCAGGACACGAUACACACAGUUAUGGAAGUCAUCGAACUGGGUAUAUCGGGCAGCAAAAGUCAGGCCAAAUCAACAGACAUUCCACAGCUCAAACAAAACAAAGAACGGAAACCGCUUUCGAAAAGAGUCCUGCAAGCUGCCGAGGCGGUUCUGUCCGCCUUGAUGGACCACGUGGGUUACUUCCCCAACGCAGCAGGACCCGAGUGUCCGGUGAGUUCGCUGCUCGACGAGCAGGCAUUGCUCAAGGACCGGCCGAGCGCCAAGUUCCGUUACUUCUACACGCAGAGCCACGCGCUGAUCGGUGUGCUCGAGGACCCGAUCCACGCCCCGCCCACGAGCAAUCCAUCGUUGACGCUCCUCGUCCGUGCCCCUUUUGGACGGCACGUCUGGGCGAUGCAGCUGAGCAACGUUCCACAGAGUAAACUGUCGCUCCUCAACCAAGCCCCCGCUCAACACCGGGGUCCUGCGCUGUUUCCGAUGGUGCUACCUCGGUAUCAACUCAGCUUGCCGAAUAAGGAUCAGCUGGCGAGCCUUCAGAAGAAAUUGCCAGCCUAUUUCCCUCCGAAAACUGCCGAGAUCCCUCCGUGUGAUAUCGAGAAAACUAUCAUACCCGAUCCAUGGAACAUGCCGGACAACACGAUCAGCAGCAAUUUGUUGAGCAUGGUCGAAUCGCAAACGAAACUCGAGGCUUCCUGUAGACGCGAAGCGCUCCAGAGACCCACCAAUAGGCCUUGCCGACCCCCGUCGAAUCAGACAUCAUUCCAGACGGCGCGACUCUUCCUCAUGCACUUCGGAUUCUUGGCUCCGCACGAGGGAUCGGUCAAGCCUUCACAAUCACUGCUCCCGAUGCCGAAUAGCGACGAGCUCUCGAAACAACUGAUGUCUCUCGAUCAGCUGUCUGCGCGGACUGCUGACACCGUCCACAUAUUCUACAUGAAGCGGGGUCAAACAGAGGCAAGGGAGAUUCUGGAAAACGCCAAAAGUUCAAGUCGGGUGCAUCCGCUCUACUUGGAAUUCCUCCGAGCUCUGGGCUGGCCGGUCGACGUGGUCAUGCACAUAGGAUGGACGGGGAACUUCGAAACCUCCUGGAAAAUCUCGGGUGAUAUGGACUUGCUUGAUCUUCCUUCGAAUCAUGGCGGCUCGCUGUAUGACGGCACGCAUCAAGUUCUCUACUGGGCGGAUGUGCUUUCGGAGAUGGCUUUCGUCGUACCCACACACCGAGAAGGCUCGCGGAGACCGUCGACUUCAUCCCUGGAUAAAACUCCAUCCCCGCCGAAGGAAAGCUCCGAAGGCAAAACGCCCCCUGAGAAACCGCCAAGGUCCAACAUGACGUUGAAUCUCGACAAGUCCAAAUCAGCCCCCCGAUCCAUCGUCCCCUCGACAUUCGAGGUUAAAGUUAUGGUUGUCUGGUUGGAGAGCUUCGAAGACCACAGCAAAUUCCCACUGGAUCAGCUGCUUCCCUUCACCGACACGGGAAUGUCGAACUCUCAGAGAACGACGGACGUUCUGAUUAUCUUCGUCACCUUGCUUCAGAGCGGUUUGUUCCGUCUCAAGGUCGAAAGCAAAGCCGCGAAUCGAGCGAAUACUUCGCUGAUCCCCGCGCUCGACGGUCUGAUCGUCAGUCGUCGCACUUUGGGAAGCGUCGUCCGCAAUAUCGCGCUGAAUCUCUGCAGGAGGAGACGUCUAGAUGCUGACCCCGAGUCAUGUCCAGCACCACACGUGAAGCGACGCGCCAAGAUCCAGGAGAUCGGCACAAAAUUCAGCGAGGAACUUCCUUCGGCGGAGUUCUACUCAUCGCUUUUCGAACGCCAUCAGACAGCCGCGGUGGAGACUUCGUGAUUCUAGAACAUUCCUGUGAAGGUGUUAUCUUAGAGAAAUUCUCUUUUCAGAGGCCGAGCCUCAGGGUCACGCCGUGCGUGCCAAAGUACUUACGUGUUGUUGACGUGAGAACAAUGCAAUCUUGAACAAAGUAGAUGCGAACGACGCGCUCCAGUGAAUAAUGUCACAAGAUAU
Galendromus occidentalis (western predatory mite) is the source of this 4506-nucleotide messenger RNA. RefSeq names its product ral GTPase-activating protein subunit beta. Gene Ontology annotation, molecular function: GTPase activator activity. The coding region runs from base 1 to 4332 and encodes 1443 amino acids. NCBI's taxonomy places the organism in Eukaryota, Metazoa, Arthropoda, Arachnida, Mesostigmata, Phytoseiidae. The record is from RefSeq and is a predicted model, not a curated record. The transcript has 13 exons. Gene Ontology annotation, biological process: regulation of small GTPase mediated signal transduction; activation of GTPase activity.